CACCAAUGUAUGCGACAUCAGGAGCUCCUGGAAAAGAAAAGAAAAAGCGUAAAAAAAAGAAAGCAAACAUUGCUCAAAUUGAGAAUGUUGAAUUCAAAGAGACGGAAGAAGGAACUUCUACUGUCAGUUCUCAUGGUAGUUCUUCCACAACAACGACUGCUCACGAUAGUGCCACGAGUUUUACCCGAGCGGCAUACGACAUAUUACAACGUAAUACUGAUUCUCAGGUACAUGCUCGUGGUAACCAUGCUUUCACUAAAAGGCCUGACGAUUUUCUUGAAAUGCCAAAGAACUCUCAGUUGGCUUAUUGUUCGAAUUCUGAGAAUUCAAGUCUUUCUUCCACAAUGGCGAAAACCAACGUUGAGAACAAGGAGAAUGAAACAGAUGAACAAGUGGCUCGAUUAACAAAGAAAAGCCAGGAAGUUCUGCAUCUUAAAGACGAGUUUAAAACUGCGAAUGAUUUGAAAAAAAAUCAUUCUUUGACAACAUCUUUGCAAUCAGGGCAUUACACUGACUCAUCGCUCUUGUCGGAGGAAGAAGUGUGUGAGCCUCUUGUUGAUAUGAACAGCGGUGUAUCUCUAAUUCCCGUAGUUUGCCCCGAUGACGAUAAAGGAGUUAGGGUCUAGCUAUGUCAGAUGAAAAUGAGCGAUUUACUGUUGCACCUGAGACGUCGCGACAUUUAGUUCAUUCAAUAAAUGAUUCGCCCGUUUCAAGUAUUUACACUGAUGAAGACGUCGAGAAUGAUGCAAGUUUAGCAAUUGGAGCAACUGUUGCAGCGAUAUGUGCCACACGUGAUGGUAGCAUAGAAAUUAAUGAUUACUCAGGAUCGUCAUUGGUCAGAACCAUGGGUGAUGGUUGUAUGAAUCCGUCAGAGGAAUAUCCAUCAGGCAAAGAAAUGACUUCAGAAUUAAAACAGGCGAUUGUAUCGAUGAUGUUAAGAAAAGAUGAAGUUGAAGAACGUAACAGAUCGUUACAACAACAUUUGGAAAAAGAGAUGAUGAAGUCAGCUUCUCUUCGUUUUCAAUUAGAAGAUUUAAAAAGAGAUAUGUCGUCGAAAAAUGAAGAAAAUUGCGUCGCUUUUAACAGCUUAAAAAGUGAAAAUGAUUUGCUCAAACACCAACUAAAGAAAUACGUGGGUGCUGUUCAAUCGUUGAAAAGAAAUGACAUUAUGGAAGAAGCUCCAGAAAAUGAAAGACUUUCUUCUAUCAUUCUUUCUCCGGAAUCUGACGUCGACGAAGUGAGAAAGGAAGAAAACAAAGAUUUUGAGCGGAAGUUGAUCCAAGUCGCUGAUAUGCAUGGCGAACUUAUUGAACUCAAUGAAAGACUACAAAAAUGUUGAACGCUCGUGAAUAUCAGCUAAGAAU
Xenia sp. Carnegie-2017 is the source of this 1364-nucleotide messenger RNA. RefSeq names its product sorting nexin-29-like. Lineage: Eukaryota; Metazoa; Cnidaria; Anthozoa; Malacalcyonacea; Xeniidae. The coding region runs from base 629 to 1339 and encodes 236 amino acids. The record is from RefSeq and is a predicted model, not a curated record. The transcript is spliced from 10 exons.